CACUUCUGCCCCGAGUGUCACCGAGAACCGGGCCAAUGCAGCUAAAAAUCUGUUUUCUUAUAUUCCCCGUCUCUCUCCUCCUUCUCUCCCUUGCUUGCUCCGGCGACGGAGCUACUGUCGGAGGAUGGCAGCCGAUUAAGGAUCUGAAUGACUCACACGUGAAGGAGAUCGCCAAGUUUGCGGUGUCAAGAGUUCAACAAGCAGUCAAAUAAGAAUCUGAAACUGAACCGCAUCGUCAAGGGAGAGCAACAGGUUGUUUCGGGUGUGAAAUACCGGCUGACUGUGAACGUGAAAGAUGGUGCAGAGAGUAAGAGUUACGAGGCUAUCGUGGUGGAGAAGACUUGGUUGAAAUCCAGGCAACUCAUCUCAUUUAAGCCUGCUAAUUAAUUAGACUAAAUUAAGUAAUGAUAUAAGU
Messenger RNA from Rubroshorea leprosula, 415 nucleotides. The record is from the annotation of a GenBank genome assembly. NCBI's taxonomy places the organism in Eukaryota, Viridiplantae, Streptophyta, Magnoliopsida, Malvales, Dipterocarpaceae.